AUGUACGUCUGUCAAUCUGCCAAGUGUUUGGAACAACAAGAGGCGGCACAAACUUUUGGCAUUGCCGUUCGCGGUUUGCACUCGUUGCUGUCUACCACUCGAUUGGAACGCGAGAGGCACUUUGAACAGUUGAAUGUAGUGACAAUUGCUCGGAUCAUUCGGGAGCUUCGGGGCUCGUACCAAAAACGCAAAAGCAGCUCGAGGUCCCGUUGCGCGCAAGAAGGUGCAAUUCGAAACUUGCCAGUCGAAGCGAACGCUGACGCUACCAACACCGAUACCGGCCACCAUCACCGAUACAAGUACGUUCAAGGAAACUACGCCACACUGCACUCCCAUCGAGAGCAAUCACGUGCGCGCAUGUACCCCGAGUGCAACCACCUCGCAUUUCCUGAUCCUAACUUUUCCUGCUCGCACCACACACCGCGCCACCCGCAGCCGUCCACCGCAGACCAGGCCUCGCCGCCCGAAUGGCUCCAGCCAGACGCGUCGAGUGGGUGCCAAGAACUACGGGUAUGUCCAUCAUGGCAACGCAACACUCCCCCCAUGCCAGUGUCCGGCACCUAG
Molecule: messenger RNA, 564 nt
Organism: Aphanomyces astaci
Lineage: Eukaryota; Oomycota; Saprolegniomycetes; Saprolegniales; Verrucalvaceae
Exons: 3
Coding region: 1-564 (187 amino acids)
Source: RefSeq, a predicted model, not a curated record